Messenger RNA from Anopheles bellator, 3162 nucleotides. RefSeq lists its product as uncharacterized. The record is from RefSeq and is a predicted model, not a curated record. Bases 1 to 3162 code for a protein of 1053 amino acids. The transcript has 7 exons. NCBI's taxonomy places the organism in Eukaryota, Metazoa, Arthropoda, Insecta, Diptera, Culicidae. Gene Ontology annotation, biological process: cell migration; regulation of cell shape; cortical actin cytoskeleton organization. Gene Ontology annotation, molecular function: actin filament binding; small GTPase binding. Gene Ontology annotation, cellular component: cytosol.
AUGGGUAACGUUUUGAGCAGCAGUGAUUCAACAUUACCAAGACAGCCGACGCCGCAUUACCGAUCAGGGUUUGGAGACCAACUAGACUGUGGCAGACACUGUUACUUUGAAGAUGAGAUUUGCCACAAACAGACGGAAAAAAUAUCAACACCCACCAAAUGUGGCCCGCAGCCGGACAAUCCGGAAAACUCUCGCAUGCUGUUUUUACUCUACCUCAUCCACCGCACGUGGAACGUUGUUGUGGACAGUGUUGAUCAGAGGGGGAAAAAAGCUCGGCUGGCACCUUCCUGUAAAGAUUCUGGCGCGCAGAUAGAUCUGUAUGAUUACGAUUUCGAUGAUGAACUCAGCGAUCUGAGCGAUUUCGACGAUUACGAUUUCGGUUCGAAUUACUCGUUUUGCAGCUGUAGCUACUGCGGAGAGGAAGAGAAGCGGAAACACUUAAACGAGCGACGGAACCGGAAUCGGUUAUCUUUCUGUGAAAGUGACGUAUCUUAUUGCCUGUACCAGAUGGCACCGAGUGCCGGGAACAACAACAACCCGCCAGGUGGCACCCAAAUAGGACUGACGGAGACGAACGAUGCGUCCAUGGGAUGGAACGUGAACGUUAAGCAGGAAAAUCAACGACCACCGGUCUUCAAUCCCGAGGACUACGUGGUAUCGCUCAAGAAGUACGGUCGCCGUAGCUCGAACGGAGCCUUCAAGUCCAUCUACGACACGGCCACCCCCGAGGAGUCGCCCAAAAAUGACAAAUCGAGUGACAGCUUCCGUUCCCAGACACUGCCCCACAAGAACUCGGACUAUCGCUCGCCAAUCACCGCACCGGCGGCAAUGGAUUGCGAGAUGUCUUUGCGUCAGUUCGGCUCGGUGACCGAUUUGCUAACGAAGCUGCGGGCCGAUCUUCGGGCAUCGUUUCCCAGCUUCGUGCAAGAGUUCGUGUCCAGCCCGUUGGAUGGCGUGAGCCUGCUGUUGGAAGUGCUGCGAGCGGUUCAGCUCAGCCAGAGUGCCCCGCUGAACGGUACCACGACGAUGCCACCGGGUGGCAUUCCACGGAACAAUCAAUCGUAUCAACGGCGCGCUCUGCUGGACGAGUUGGCUUGCUUACAAUGUUUAAGUAUCUGCUGCACGAGAAGUCCGGAGGCGGGCGCCCGGUUGGGCACGACCGCCAUCGGGCUGCUGCCGUUGGCUGCGGCGGCCACCGGCACCGGGAUACGGUCGCGCAUCGUGGCCCUGCAACUGCUCACCAUCGCCUGCGACAAGUCGGCCCUCGGGGACGGAACGCACCGGAGCCAGCUGCACGGUCAUACGGCCGUUUCGGAGGCACUCUCGACACUGCGGCUUCGCUGUGCCGAACCGGUCCGAUUCCGGCUGCUGGUCGGAAUGCUCAACAGUGGCGGAGGCUCCGGCGAGCUGCAGGCGAUCGGGAUGCGGUUCGUGAACACGUUUCUCGAGAGCGCCGAAAACGUCCAAACGCGCCUGUACCUGCAGGCGGAGCUGUUCCAGGCCGGGCUGGACCCGUCGCAGAUGUGCAAAACCAUCUCCUCCACGUCGCCGUGGCUCGAGCGACUCCGCUCGGAGGUGAAACGCUGGGAUGCCAUACGGAUCGACAUCGAGCAGCUGCAGCUUCAGGCACGCUCGGCCGAGCAGGUCCGCAGCCGCCUGGUGAUCCUGGAGCGGCGGGUCCAGAUACUGCACGAGGAGAAAACGGUCCUCACCACGAUGGAACGGCGCCUGCAGGAGCGCUGUGCCGAGCUGCAGCGUGAGGUGCUGCGCCUGAAGGGCACCAAAGGCGGCACCAACGCGGCCAACGCCAGCGCCAACGAUAGCUCCAACAGCUCGAGCCUGGAAAAGCGCCCCGUGGCCCUGCCGCGCCAAGUGCCACCGCAGCCCAAGCGAAACAACACUUCGGAGAACGACGACGAGGGCAUCAGCAGCUCGGAGACGGGCCAAUCGUCGUCGCCGGAGCCACCGCGCCUCUACCCGGCCAAAGAUGGUGCCUCCAGUGCGGGGUCGCACAAGUUCAGCAUCUCGCUGACGCAGGAAAGCACCGUGCCGAUGCACGAAGUGGCCGGCGGGGCCGAGGACGAUGCGAACGCCACGAUCGAAGACGUCAUCGAGGAGCUGCAGAACAUCGUGAACGACGCGGAGCGGGAGAUUUCCGACCAGAACGAGGUGCUGUUCAACCAGGUGGCGGACCACCCGGACGGGUUGUACGAGCAAACGCUGUACAGUCUGGAGAUCAACAGCGAGAACGAGAUCAUCCCGGUCAAUCUGCUGCCUCAUCCACCGCGCAAGUCGCGCUCGUUGGCCCACCUCAUCUCCAAUCCGUCCGACGGCGAGGGCUCCGCGUACGAUGGCCUGCUGACGGCCAACGGCGAAACUAAGGUGGACUUCUUCGACGACGACGAGGAGGCAGACACCACGGUACCGCAGCAUCGGCCACCGUUUGGCGACGAGGUCCCACUGCCUAACGGGUACUUCAGUGCUGUGCCGGCUGUCGGUACGGUAGCGGAACCGCAAGAUCCUCGCGGUCCGGCACUAGGGCUGCCGGGCCCGGACGUUAUCCACGCGGCGUCCGGUGAGGGGCCGGCAAUCGGUCCAGUGCCGGUGCUUCAUCAGCCCCGCGAUCGGCACCACGGCUCGAAGAACUCGAACCGUGCCAUCCUGAACGUAAUCAUGGAUGCGCGCGAUAAGGAGUCACGGAUGCUGCGGGCCCAAUCGCUGGAGCGCGAGCAGGCGGCUCCGCAGCAGUUCAACGGUGUCUUCUUCAUGACCGACAUGAACAGCUCGGGCAAGUACCCGAAGCCCGACAUAACGGCCGCGCUCGAGGCGAAGAAAGUUACCAAGAACCUCGACCGCAUCGGGGCGUACGGCGUCGACUCCAUGGUGGACAUUGUGAUGACGAACGAGCAGCGACUGAACAGGGCCAACGCGUACGCCAAGUCACGGAUGGCCGCGGCCACGGGGCCGCCCAAUCCCGCCAUCGGAGCCGUCCCGAGCAAACUGUCCGGGAACCACAACUUCAAACUGCGCCCCAACACGGGCGUGAUCCAGGUACCUUGCUACACCCUCGGCGGCGGGGGACCGCUGCGUGAAACGAGUGCCCGCAGUCAGACCAAUACCGGCGGCUCGAAGGUGACGGAUCUCCCGUCCGGCUUGUACUGA